Molecule: messenger RNA, 1327 nt
Organism: Colletotrichum navitas
Lineage: Eukaryota; Fungi; Ascomycota; Sordariomycetes; Glomerellales; Glomerellaceae
Exons: 2
Coding region: 208-1086 (292 amino acids)
Source: RefSeq, a predicted model, not a curated record
AGGUAAGGUACAGGUGAAAGCAAGGCCCAUACCCCUUCACUCCCUUCGCUCCUGCUAAUCUGGGAAAUCUUUAUCAUACUCACCUGCCACCUUAAGGUGAAGCUUCUUUAGCCCAACAGCGCAAUCACAAAGAAAGAAAUACCGUGGGAUCCUUCCUUCUUUUAAUCACUAGUAUACUACAAAUUCAACACAACGAGGUCCGUCAAGAUGAAGAUACUUGUCGCCAUAGGUGUCCCAUUAGGCCUCGUUACCACUCACGCCAACGCGCAGCUUCACUCAACCACCACAGCCCUGACUGCCGCCUCAUGGAAACCCAUCAAAGCUAUUGCCACCACGAUUCCCGACGAAUCGUUCCUCUCUGUACUUCCUGCUACCUUCCACACUGUCACCUUUCCCGCCCAACAAGGGUCUAUCGACACUCUCCCCACCACCUUUGUCCCCCAUGCGGUCUCUAAAAAUAUAAUCAACAGCCGAGCCAGACCCCUCGCCAAGAGCCUCGAAGGCGAUGGCUCCUACAAGCAGGGUUCCGAGGACGAAGAUGGGCCCAAAGACCCCGAAGAGGAGAAGGGCCACCUUGGCCUCCCCACGCGCGCCCAUGCCGCUGAACCCUCCUCCGCCCUUACCGGACACCGUCCCAACGCUCGCUCCCUCUCCGGCAAGAAGGAUGCCGGGGGCUUUUUGAAGACCUGCGCCCCCAACUGGGUCGUCUGGGAGCUUAAUAGUGCCAUCUGGGCCCAUUGCCGCGGCAGUGGCGGACGCCGAGGAAAACUCUUUUGGUCUCGUAUCGGCUUGGACCACAUGCUCGGCAACGAGCGCGGCCAGCUGGCCUACCGGCGAAACGGCUCCUUCUCCUCGACUUGCAUCGAUUGCAAACGCUGGGGCACAGCUCACCUCGCGUGCAGGUGCCUGGAUGGACGGGGCGACUUCCAGGCCACGAGCAUCAACCUCGGUAAGUUUUCCUACCCUUUGGCGGGAAGGAGUCCAACUUACGGGUUUGUAGACAAGUAUAUCGGUAACUUUGACGGCCUCCUUUGCUCGGAGUAUGAGUGCGGUGCCCGCGAGGCUCCGCCUUCCAAUGGAAACUGAAGCUCCCCUCGCCUUUAGUCGGAGCUUGGCGUAGGGAUCUUCAUCUGAUUGACAGCAAGAUAUCUCUUGGGAAGAGGGUCUAGGACUAGAGCAGAUGCGAGGGAAAAUUGAACAGUUGUAUUUUAUCAUCAAGCAGUGCGUUUAGGGGGCAAUUCAUGUAGUUGAAAGUGGCUUGUUUCUUCUAUCUAUUGUGCUAUAAUCCACGUUCCUUAAAUAUUGCCUCGCUUGGUGGAUUCCGCCG